AUGGUUCUUUCAAUUUGUUUGAAAUCAAAAAAUGCUUUCAUAAGUAUGAUCAACGUUUGGGGUUUCAGACAAAUUAAUUUAAUUACAGGUCAUGAUUUUGCUUUAAAAUUUUGUCGUUACUUUUCUGCGGCUCCCCCAGCAAAAACCUCAUAUGGCGGAUUGAAAGAUGAAGAUAGAAUCUUUACAAAUCUCUAUGGAAAGUAUGGUGACUGGUACAAAACGAAGGAGAUAAUUCUCAAGGGUCCGAAAUGGAUUAUUGGUGAAGUCACCACAUCUGGCCUUCGUGGUCGUGGUGGGGCUGGAUUUCCAAGUGGAAUGAAAUGGGGAUUUAUGCUUAAACCUUUUGAUGGGCGGCCAAAAUAUUUGGUAGUGAAUGCGGAUGAAGGCGAGCCGGGGACGUGCAAGGACAGGCAAGGAUAUUUUGAAUAAUUUUUAUUAAAGUAGCAGACUUUUAAUGGGAAAGAAGGCUGUUGACCUUUUUAAUGGGAAAGAUAAAAUGCAUUCGGAACACAAAAGUGACGUCAAUGAUUUAGCAUCUUUAUUAGGUCACCUGAACUUUUUUCUGUAUAUGUUAGCUAACUCAUUCGGUUAUUUGAGCAGACAUUACGAACCGCCUGCACUUUAUCUCUC
Molecule: messenger RNA, 630 nt
Organism: Meloidogyne enterolobii
Lineage: Eukaryota; Metazoa; Nematoda; Chromadorea; Rhabditida; Meloidogynidae
Source: the annotation of a GenBank genome assembly